AUGACUGAAAACAUAGUGGCUCUCCCUGGAGACCCUGUAAACAUAAUAGCAGCAGACAACAAGACUCGAAUAGGACCAGGACUGCGAGAAGCAUCAGGUUCCAUAGUAUCAACGAAAGCUGGCAUAGUCGUCAAUCCACUCAAGACUAGUCGUAUUUGGAUCGAAUCAAACCAAAAAAGAUAUGUUCCAGGAGUACGCGAUGCAGUCAUUGGAAUCGUCAAAGGGAGAGGGAAUGAAAUGUAUAGGGUUGAUAUAGGCAGUGCUCAUCAAGCCCAGUUAAGCUAUUUUGCUUUUGAGGGUGCUACAAAGAGGAAUCGUCCCAUCCUAGAUACAGGAACUCUGGUAUACGCAAUAGUAACACAAGCAGAUCGAGACAUUGAACCUGAACUAGAAUGUAUAUCUGCGACUACCCAGAAAGCGGAUGGAUUUGGAGAGUUGAAGGAGGGAUAUAUGGUCAAGGCGUCGCUUGCCUUGUGUAGGAGUCUGCUAAACCCAAAGGGCCAUCCUGCACUAAUCGCACUAGGCAAACUGUUUCCAUUUGAAUGUUGCGUGGGUAUGAAUGGUCGUAUAUGGAUCAAGAGCAACCAUAUACCGCAGACGUUGGCGUGUGCUACUGUGAUCAAGAACUGUGAGCAUAUAAGUGCUCAGGCUUCUGAUAAAGAGAUUGGUAAGAUGGUCAAGACGGUUGUGCGUGAGGUGCUCAAUCAGAUGGAGGAGUAA
This is a messenger RNA of Synchytrium microbalum, 720 nucleotides long. RefSeq lists its product as uncharacterized. The coding region runs from base 1 to 720 and encodes 239 amino acids. Gene Ontology annotation, molecular function: RNA binding. Lineage: Eukaryota; Fungi; Chytridiomycota; Chytridiomycetes; Synchytriales; Synchytriaceae. Gene Ontology annotation, cellular component: cytoplasmic exosome (RNase complex); nuclear exosome (RNase complex). Gene Ontology annotation, biological process: CUT catabolic process; TRAMP-dependent tRNA surveillance pathway; nuclear polyadenylation-dependent rRNA catabolic process. The transcript is spliced from 4 exons. The record is from RefSeq and is a predicted model, not a curated record.